Molecule: messenger RNA, 786 nt
Organism: Anopheles darlingi
Lineage: Eukaryota; Metazoa; Arthropoda; Insecta; Diptera; Culicidae
Product: thioredoxin domain-containing protein 17
Exons: 3
Coding region: 184-591 (135 amino acids)
Cellular component (GO): cytosol
Molecular function (GO): protein-disulfide reductase [NAD(P)H] activity
Source: RefSeq, a predicted model, not a curated record
GUCAGUGGGGCUGUCAAACGAGCAUAUAAAAACACCCGCACCGAGGGGAGACCGAAAAAUUCCGUGUUAUCGCUCCGUCCUGGAACAUCCCACCUUCGCCUGCACCGAAUUGCACAACACAAAACCGCGCGAUCAACGUUGCCUGUGAACCGAGGUUUCUUAAGCAAGUGCCUACUUUGCUGAAUGCGAACAUCGCUAGUACGCCUCGCAAGAAUGGUCGUCAAGCAUCACGUCACGGGGUACGAGGAGUUCACGAAGCUGGCGGAAAGUUUGGAAAGCAGCGGCGAACCGGUACACGUUCUCUUCACCGGAAACAAGGACGCGAACGGGGAGAGCUGGUGCCCGUACUGCGUGCAAGCUGCCCCGGUCAUCGGCAAAGCUCUGGAGACGGCCCCGGAAAAAAGCCAUUUCAUUACGGUCGAAAUUGAACGCCCAUUCUGGAAAGACCAGAACUGUCCGUACCGAAAGGACCCACGGACGCAUCUGGUGUUUCUUCCCACGCUACUCCGAUGGAGAUCACCGCAGAGGCUUGAUGGGUCACAGUGCUCUAACGCGGAUCUGGUCGAAAUGCUGUUGAACGAUGAAGAUUGAAUGGUGGUGCAAUAGGAGAACGCGAUCCGUCACUCUGAAGAUAACCAUUCUGCUUAGGGAUGGUCGUUUCUCAUCAAGGGAUUAAGGGCAACACGCCAACAGAUAGGCGGAUCCGGACAAUGGAAGUGAAAUUAUAUUUGUAAUCUGUCUUUUUCGAGAUAAACCAAUAAAUAACAAAAUGAAGUACGUACCGUC